Calliphora vicina (urban bluebottle blowfly) is the source of this 1710-nucleotide messenger RNA. RefSeq lists its product as uncharacterized. The transcript has 3 exons. Gene Ontology annotation, biological process: regulation of transcription by RNA polymerase II. The record is from RefSeq and is a predicted model, not a curated record. Lineage: Eukaryota; Metazoa; Arthropoda; Insecta; Diptera; Calliphoridae. Gene Ontology annotation, cellular component: nucleus. Gene Ontology annotation, molecular function: protein dimerization activity. Bases 1 to 1710 code for a protein of 569 amino acids.
AUGGUUACAAAACAUAAUGAAAUCUAUCAGCAAUCCAUUAAUGAAUAUGAAGGCAUUGAUGAUUCAAAUGAUUCUGAUAAACAAGUCAAGUUUUCUGCAUCAUAUAGCGAGCAACAAGUAAAAAAUGCUUGUCUUAAUUUCGUCACCCAACAGUCCCUACCGCUGACGUUUUUUGAUAGUGAUGGUUUUAAGAUUUUGACAGAACAAAUAUUCAAGGGGAUUAAUAUGAAUGCGAUUACGUCGAACAAUAUCAUGUCAUUAGUCAACGAGGAAGAAACAAAAUUAAAAAGACUAAUAAGGAAAAAGUUAACAAACAAGAUAAUAUCGCUCAAAAUGGAUAGCGCUACACGACACGACCGAUCAAUGUUUGGUGUUAAUGCACAAAUAAUAGAUAAAGGAAAAGUUGAAGUUUUUACACUAUCAAUGAAAGAAAUUUGUGUGCCACAGACUGCGGUUAAUCUUAAACUAGAGGUUGAAGAAGUUUUGCGUGAAUUUAAUAUAGCUAAAAAACAAAUAUAUACAAUCACUACAGACAACGGUCGAAAUAUGUUGAAGGCAGUUGAUAUGCUUGCUGAAACAACGCAGGAAGAGACUUAUGCCCAAAAUGACUCUGAAGAAACAUUAUUAAACCUUGAAGAGUUUGAGAAUGAUUUCAUCGCAGAACACAGAAAUAUUUUGUCGGUUAAGUGUGCAGCUCAUACCUUGCAAUUAAUCGUAAAAGACUUUUUAGGCAAAGCAAACAUUAUUUCAGUAGUUGAAAAAGCGAGACAAGUAGUGAAAACUUUAAGAACACCGAAGUGCAGACAAGUCCUACAAAUGCUUAAUCUAGGCAAGCCAUCAUUAGAUGUGCCUACGCGUUGGAGCUCCACAUUUUUAAUGAUACAGAAACUCUUAAAGUACACUGAAUUUUGCAACGAACAGCUACAUCGGCCGUUAACAGAUCAAGAAUGGGGCAAACUUAACGACUUACUAAUAAUUUUAAGCCCUAUUCAUGAAACAACAUUAAAACUACAAGGAGAGCAGCUUGUUAUGGGUGAAUGUUAUAAAGCUUGGUUUGAACUUAAGGUGAAAUUAGAAUCAUUAACCACGGAGUUAUCAACAACUAUACUUGAUUGUAUUAAAGCGAGAGAGCCGAAUUUGCUUAAUGCAGAAGUUCUAAAUGCAGCAAUAUUUUUGGAUCCACGUUUUCGACGAUUGCUUCCACAAAAUAAAAAGGAAGAAGCCAAAAAUCACUUGAAAGUGCUGGCAACGCAAUUGAAUAACUUAAAUCAGGCCGAAAGACAUCCCCCACAAGUGGCGCAGGCCUCUUUAGAGAGUAAUGUGUUUAUUGAUGAAACGUCAAAUAUGAGCGCUUCUUCAUUAGUUCGUCAGACCUUACGAAGCUUAGAAGUUGACUCUUCGUCAGAGGAUGAAACGCCAAGCGUUGGGUCAAAAUUUAUUUUAAAUUCUUUUGCCGAAAUUGACACCUACCGAGAAGGAAGAGUUGACUUCGAUGCCAACCUUUUGGAAUAUUGGGAGGAAAAAAAAUAUACAUUUCCAUUUUUAAAGCAGCUAGCAGAUAUUGUACAUGCUGCUCCAGCAACUGAAGUUAGUGUCGAGCGCGCAUUCUCAGCAUUAAGAUUAGUACUAAGUGAUCUUAGAUGCAACCUUUCACAAGAUUCCUUAAGAUCGCUUAUGUUUGUUAAGUUAAACAAAAAUGUUAAUAAAUGA